AGGAAGGAGCUGAACCAGGGAUCUGAAGACAGGAACUGAACCAGGGAUCUGAAGACAGGAGCUGAACCCGGGAUCUGAAGACAGGACUUUAGUUUCCCGGAAGAUUAAUGUGAGCAAAAAAAAAAAAAAAAAAAAAAAAACAAACAGUUGCAUUCUGGACCUCUGAAGUAUUUUUCUGAAUCCAUGCUGCCUGAGUCUGUUGCCAUGACUCCACUGGCCACUGGGGAGCGUAAGCAGUGUACGGUGUGCAUCUUUGGCACAGGAGACUUCGGCCGCUCACUGGGGCUUCGUCUGCUGCAGGCAGGAUAUGAGGUCGUGUUCGGCUCACGUGACCCCAAAAAUAGGGCCCUGUUGCCCAAGGGUUCAAAGGUCAUGACCCACACAGAGGCCGCUCGGACAGCUCAGGUGAUCUUCAUAGCCGUGGAGCGGGAUCACUAUGAGUUCCUGACCUCUCUGACCCCUGCUCUGGAGGGCAAGGUGCUGGUGGACAUCAGCAACAACCUGAAGAGGGGCCAGUUCCCACAAUCCAACGCUGAGUACCUGAGCAGCCUGGUGCCGGGAGCGUCCGUGGUGAAAGGCUUCAACACCGUGUCAGCCUGGGCCCUGCAGUCAGGGGCGCUGGACGCCAGCCGACAGGUACUGCUGUGUGGGGAUGACCCUCAGGCUAAGCAGGCAGUAGUAAACAUUGCCCACAGUCUGGGGCUGACUGCCCAGGACAGGGGCUCCCUUCGUGCUGCUGGGGAGGUGGAGGACAUCCCCCUGCAGCUCUUCCCUCUCUGGAGGCUCCCUCUCUGGAUCGCCACGGGGCUCAUCGCCUUCUUCUUCUUCUACCUGCUCAUUCGUGACGUCAUCUACGCCUACGCCACGGACGGAAAAGACAUCUCCUUCCGCAUCAUGAUCUCACUGGCCAACAAAGUGUUUCCCAUCGUCUCACUGAUAAUGCUGGCUCUGUGCUACCUGCCCAGUGUUCUGGCGGCCAUCUUGCAGCUGUAUCAUGGGACCAAGUACCGACGCUUCCCUGAUUGGCUGGACCGCUGGAUGCUGUGCAGGAAGCAGCUGGGAUUGGUGGCUUUAGCGCUGGCCUUUCUGCAUGUGCUCUACACCUUGGUCAUCCCCAUCAGAUAUUACGUGAGGUACAGGAUUGCUGCUGGCACCAUUGCACAGAUCAAAGAGAACACGACCAAGCCGUUUGACAACACGAUGGCCUGGAGGACGGACUCCUACUACGCCCUGGGGAUGCUGGGGUUCGGCCUCUACGUGCUGCUGGGCAUCACCUCUCUGCCCUCCGUCAGCAACGUGCUCAACUGGAGGGAGUUCCGCUUCAUACAGUCUAAACUGGGUCAUGUGACGUUUAACUUCCUGUCUCCUCAGUCUAAACUGGGUCAUGUGACGUUGCUGUUCUGCACCGCCCACACGUUCCUGUACGGCUGGAAUAAGUUUCUGCGGGCGUCCAGUUACAAGUGGUGGACCCCGCCUGGCUACAUGCUGUCUCUGGUGGUCCCCUGUGUGGUCCUGGUCUCGAGGCUGAUCCUGAUCGUGCCGUGCGUCGACAACACCGUCACCCGGAUACGCCAGGGCUGGGAGAGGCCAGAGGUCAAAGGAGGCUCUCAGAGCAACGGUGGCGCUCAGCACCCACUUAUGCCGUAGAGAUAACGUUUCCACGGAGAUUAUGUCAACAUCAACAUAUUUUUUAUACAAGAUAACCUUCAGACUAUAUAACCUAAAUUUUGAUACAGCCAGUUGGGAAAAAAGAGUCUAAGCAUAAUUCUCAAUGUACACAAUUAAUGUAUACAGUGUGUGUAUUUUGUUCAAUUGUUUUAGGUAUGAAAUGGUAUGAUAGAAUUGAUUUAGAAUUUGUCAUUUAUCAUGUGCAUUUAGAUUCAUGUGCGAACCAGGAGGGUUGAUUACAUAUCAGAUCUGCUGAAUGCAACAGAAGCUGAGAUGGGGCUUCUUUUAAACCUGAUGGCAUUCAGCUUGAGCAACGUCCCCGCAGAAUCCUGUAAUUCUCUACGAAGUGAAUGAGGAAUAAAUGAUGGUGCCAUGCACACACUGAGUAGCCCGCUGCUCACCCUGCUCUCUGCAGCCGACGCCAACAGUAGAACACAAAACUGUAAUUGAACUGAAUGGAGCAGAUAACGAUUACUGCUCCGCUGAGCGGGGGCUGGGCUUCAGCUGCCAGCCUCGCUGGGCGCUGAAAGCAAGCUGGCUCCGUGGACCGGGACACCACCGGGACCGGCUCGCCUUGUAUUCCACUAACGAUAGAUAAUGCCUUCCUCAAUGAUGGAUCGAGCCUAUCACGCCUUUGGCUGGAGCUCCUGAGUUGCACUUGCUUUUGGCAGUUUAAGUGCAUGAAUGAGUUCCUCCUCCUCCUUCCUGAUAAGAUCCCUUCUCCCUUCUCUAGCAUUCAAGCAGAUGACUUGGCCAGAACUGAACUGUUUUGUUUACCUCCUCAGAGAACUGCCGGUCUCACUCUGUGUGGGAGUGACUAUAUAUACACUUCAAUUCAUUCAAAUCUGCAAUUUAUCAUUCUAGAUUUCCAUUCUAGAUUCCCAUUCUAGAUUUCCAUUCUAGAUUCCCAUUCUGGGUUCCAUUCUAGAUUUCCAUUCUAGAUUUCCAUUCUGGGUUCCAUUCUAGAUUUCCAUAUUCGUUUCCAUGCAGCAAUGUAUAGAGGAUUCACGUAUACUUUUUCAUAUUUAGGGUUCAGUUUACUGUAAGCUUUACCUCCACUUAUCUGCCCAAUUCCUUCAUAUUUAUACGACACCCACACGUAGAGGCAGAGUGCAUAUGCCUUGUCCAUACAUUGCUUUCACAUUGUCUCAUUUCAUUGGGAAUGUAUACAUUAUCCAUACAGUUGCUCCUCCCAAUGCAGUGGCCAAUGGCAGUAUAGAGAGGAAGAGCUCUAGAAUCAUUGUUCAGGUUCCAAGGCUCUUCAUUCAUCAAGGCCAUCAUGUAUUGGACCAACCCAACAGUAUUCACCGUUGGUUCCAUGAUACAUGUUCAAUCAUUCCAAUUACUCUUGGGUUUAAAUUGAGUUCUUCAAGGGGUAAACAUAGACAUCCAUGUUGAUAUAUUUGUAUUAAUGUCUAUUUCAUUGUCACUGCAUAGCCUAGAUUGACAUUCUUGGGUGAGCAAAGACACGUUUCUUCUGUUAUUGCUGUUGGCGAAGGCAUCUGUGCUAUUUGUCAGUGAUGUCUUACAUUAAAAGAUGGGAAUCAGACUUAAAGCACCAACCAAAACCAUUAAAACACCAGCUAUCUCA
Clupea harengus (Atlantic herring) is the source of this 3259-nucleotide messenger RNA. Its product is annotated as metalloreductase STEAP4. Gene Ontology annotation, cellular component: endosome; plasma membrane. Gene Ontology annotation, molecular function: ferric-chelate reductase (NADPH) activity; cupric reductase (NADH) activity. The record is from RefSeq and is a predicted model, not a curated record. NCBI's taxonomy places the organism in Eukaryota, Metazoa, Chordata, Actinopteri, Clupeiformes, Clupeidae. Gene Ontology annotation, biological process: copper ion import.